Molecule: messenger RNA, 1369 nt
Organism: Hevea brasiliensis (rubber tree)
Lineage: Eukaryota; Viridiplantae; Streptophyta; Magnoliopsida; Malpighiales; Euphorbiaceae
Product: protein PHR1-LIKE 3
Exons: 6
Coding region: 216-1202 (328 amino acids)
Molecular function (GO): DNA-binding transcription factor activity; DNA binding
Source: RefSeq, a predicted model, not a curated record
AAUCAAUGUACCCUAUUUAGAUUGAUGCAUUUCCCAUGGUAGAGAAAAAUAACUAUUAUAUCAUCAUUUUCUCUGACGAGAACGGCCGUGGAAAGGCUGGAUUAUACAAGACCCUUCCCGGCACUCCAAUUGUUGGCUGGUUGGAGGUGGCGGUGGAAGUGGUGGUUGGGGUUUACUUUCUUUUCACUUCCCUUGUAUAAGACAAAAAGCCCUCCAUGUUCCAGAGGCCUAUUCAACCCCACCACGGCGGUGCUGGACCUGCAGGUGGGAGAGUGGGCCAUCAGGAAGAUAUGCAAGUCCAAAUGCAAAAUCAGAAUCACACUACAACUACUCAAAGAAUUGGAGCAGCUGAGCCAUGCCUUGUCUUGACUUCCGAUCCUAAACCUCGCCUCCGCUGGACUGCCGAUCUUCACGAACGCUUCGUUGACGCCGUCACUCAGCUUGGUGGUGCCAAUAAAGCUACACCAAAGGCCAUCAUGCGGACAAUGAAUGUAAAGGGACUUACACUCUUCCAUUUAAAAAGUCACCUUCAGAAAUAUAGACUGGGUAAGCAAUCAGGGAAGGAUAUUGAUGAAGCAUCCAAAGAUGGGUUGUCUGGAGCAUACCUUUUCAAAAGCCCUGGUGGCAGUAAUUCUUCACCAAUUAUUACUUCUUCCUAUAUGAAUGAGGGUUAUGAAGUGAAGGAGGCAUUAAGAGUGCAAAUGGAAGUUCAUAGUAAAUUAUAUCUGCAAGUUGAGGUGGAGAAGCAUUUGCAAAUUCGCCAGGAUGCAGAAGGAAGAUAUUUAGCCCUGCUUGAGAGGGCUUGUAAGAUGCUUGCUGAUCAAUUUCUUGGAGGUACAAUUAUUGACAUGGACAGGCAGAAGGGUUCAGGGAAUAUGACACCAAGAAUUACCUCCCUUGAUCCACUUGGCUUUUACUCUUUGCAAAGUGAAGCAGCAGCUGAAGUGCAUGGCCCAGAAGAAGUAACAACUAGUUUGCAUCACCAGGGGGCUGAUUGUUCCACUGAGAGCUGCCUAACUUCAAAUGAGAGUCCUCGAGGACUUGCUCUGGAAGGAUAUCCAGUUGGAAGUAAGAAACAGAUUCUGAGUUUGGAUUCAACAACAGCAUCUCUGAUUUGGAAUGAAGCGAAGAUAAGAACCUCGGAGGUUAACAUGAGCACAGUUAUUCCGCUUGGACUUGCUGGGCAUGGCAUAUGGAGCUGAGAAGUUCUUGUCCAGUCUGCAGCUCAUUCAUUGAGUUAAAAUUUCAAGUGGAAUAUUAAUAUGUUUUUGUCGAAAGUGUUGACAGUAGUAGCGGAAAUGACGUGUCUUGAAAUUGUAAAUUUUGAAUUUCAAUAUAUUGACGUGUUGGACACUCUUGCUGAUGAUUA